Chanos chanos (milkfish) is the source of this 1854-nucleotide messenger RNA. RefSeq names its product NADH:ubiquinone oxidoreductase subunit V3 (gene ndufv3). The record is from RefSeq and is a predicted model, not a curated record. NCBI's taxonomy places the organism in Eukaryota, Metazoa, Chordata, Actinopteri, Gonorynchiformes, Chanidae. The transcript is spliced from 3 exons. Bases 4 to 1854 code for a protein of 616 amino acids.
AAAAUGGCGACUUCCCUGCUCCGAUUAGGACGACUCGGGUCGCUCAAGUGUCUCCAGCGCGAAAGCUGGGGCAUUGUGAGGAGGCCUUUGGCGGCGGCACUCUGCACUAAAGCUGAAGAGCCUAAGAAGGCCAAGAAGACGAAAACUCAAAGUAAAACUGCAGAGGCCUCUGAGGAGAGGGCUGCUCUGCUAGCCUACAAGACCGCUGUUGCCUUCCCUGCUAAGCUUACAACCCCGGGAUUUCUUUCUGAUGGAGUAGCUCUAGGUGAAUCUGAAUUAGGUGCAAGUCCCAUCACUGCAGAGACUGUAGCUGCCGCAGCUGCGACGGCAGCAGAACCUGUCACUCCUGCGACCUCUGUCGAGGCAGAAGAUUCUACCAUUCCAGAGAAAGGAGCAGCAGAGCCAAUUGCUGCUGCUGCCGGUGAAACCAGGACUGAUGCUCCUGCCGUCGAGACAGUGGCUCCUGAAGUCACUGUUGCAGAAGAACCUCCUGUUGUUGAGACAGCUGGUGCCGGGACCACGGUCGCAGAGCCUGUUUCUCCAGCAGACGAGGCUGCCCCUUCACCUGAGGCUGUUGUGACAGGAGCCACGUCUGCUGAAACGGUGACUUCAGAAGUUGAAGCAAUGCAAGAGGCUGUUUCUGAACCUGCUGUAGUUGUAGACACCACAGCAUCCAUUGCUGACACAGCUCCAGUUCUCGAGGAUGUUGCCACUGAAGUUGUAGACUCAGCUGUGCCUGUUGAGAAACCUGUAGAUGCAGUAAGUGCUGAAGCCCCAGAUGCAGGAGUUGACGCAGUUUCCCCUGAGCCUGCUGUUGCCAAGGAAACCACAGCCGGAGUAGAGGCCGCUGCUGAUCAAGCAGCCUCCUCAUCUUCCAGCGACUCAGAUUCUGACUCUGACUCUGACUCGGAUUCUGAUGACGAGAAAUCGGAAGUGAAGACGAAAGCUGAAGAGGAGGUCCAACCAAAAGAAGAAAAGGAGGCUGUUGCUCUGGUAGAAGCUGUAGCAAAGGAGCAAUCCCCUCUUGCAGAGAAGGAGGGAGCGACUGAAGCAGUUAGUGAGCAGUCCAUUCCGGAGAGUGUAGAAUCACCAUCUGAAGCAAUUCUUGCAGCAACAGCUGCUGAAGCUGUUCCUAAAAGUACAGGAGAUGAUUUGGUUGAAACAGCUCCAAAAAUUGCUGAAGCUGUUGUAGAUGUAGCACCUGAGGAAGUGCCCGCACCCAGUGCUGAAACAGCUGCACCUGAAGUAGCUAGUGCUGAGGAAGUUGUUGAUCCUGCUCCAGUCUUGUCGACAGCUGCGGCUGAAGUAGUCCCUGAGGUUGCCACAGAAACCACUGAGGCGCUGGUGGACAGUGCGCCAGAAGUGAAAGCAGAAGCUGAAGAGAUCAUUACCGAAUCAGCACCACAGGUUGAAGUCACUCCAGAAGUCGCUGUUGAGACUACCUCAGAAGUCACACAAGAACCUGCUGCAGCUGCAGCUGCGGCAGAAGUUGCUCCAGAAGUCGUUGCUGAAGCUAGUCAAGACGUCGUCGCUGAAGCUGCACCAGAAGCUGUCGCUACAUCUGCUGAAGAGGUUGUGCCUGAGGCUACUGCUGAAGUUGUGACUGAAGCUCUAUCAGAAACUGUAGAAGCUCCAGUUGAAGCUUCCGCCAAAGUUUUGACUGAAGCAGCCCCUGCUGAGGAGCUGGUAGACCCUGCUCCUGUGAUAGCUGAAGCUGCCGAAGCCCCAGCUGAAACCGAAGUUGUGGAGGCGCCUGAGGGUACAAACCACAUCCUUUUAACCGCUAUCUCCUCUGUGGGACCUGCUAACCACAGAUGGACACAUUUUCUUACUUUUUUACAAACACAUUCUUAA